Messenger RNA from Capra hircus (goat), 1857 nucleotides. RefSeq names its product adrenomedullin (gene ADM). Gene Ontology annotation, molecular function: hormone activity; adrenomedullin receptor binding. The coding region runs from base 507 to 1076 and encodes 189 amino acids. Gene Ontology annotation, cellular component: extracellular region. The transcript is spliced from 4 exons. Gene Ontology annotation, biological process: positive regulation of heart rate; adenylate cyclase-activating G protein-coupled receptor signaling pathway; regulation of systemic arterial blood pressure. NCBI's taxonomy places the organism in Eukaryota, Metazoa, Chordata, Mammalia, Artiodactyla, Bovidae. The record is from RefSeq and is a predicted model, not a curated record.
GGUGACACUAGGCGAAACAGCUCGAACCUUCUCACUUUUGGCUUCUCACUGCAGCUUCGACGUCGGGGUUUUGCCACUGCCAGAGCGCCGUCUCAGACUUAAUACUCCAAAGAAUUUUGGCAGAUCACUCCCUCAGCAGGGUUCUCUGCUGGGUGCGUCCCACAUCCCGAGCCCAGCUCGUGGACACAACUGGAACUCCAGAGACCCAGUCCCCUCUGCUCCGUCAGCCAAAUUCUGAGAAGUUGAGUGGGGAACCUCUGGGAGCCUGGCGCUGCGCAGCGGCCUCCCCUGCAGGGCCUGUCACCCGCUUGGCGGGUGCAAAUGCCGCUGGCGCCUCUCUGCGCCCCUGGGAGAUAAGCGUCUGAGUCAGGCGGAGUGCAGGCUCACCCUGGCCGCGCUGGGGGCCCCCCGCUCGCCUCCUUGCCCCGCCCGCCGGUGCGGCAGGCCGGGACACUCAAGCUCCGCUCUUUUUUCUCCUUUCCCAGGGUCUGCGCAUCGCCGCCGGGAUGAAGCUGGUUCCCGUCGCCCUCAUGUACCUGGGCUCGCUCAUCUUCCUAGGCGUGGACACCGCACGGCUCGACGUGGCGGCAGAGUUCCGAAAGAAAUGGAAUAAGUGGGCGCUAAGUCGUGGAAAAAGGGAACUUCGCGAGUCCCGUAGCUACCCCACCGGGCUCGCCGACAUGAAGGCCGGGCCUGUCCAGACUCUUAUUCGGCCCCAGGACGUGAAGGGCGCCUCUCGCAGCCCUCAGGCCAGCAGUCCUGACGCAGCCCGCAUCCGAGUCAAGCGCUACCGCCAGAGUUUGAACAACUUCCAGGGCCAGCGGGGCUUUGGUUGUCGCUUCGGGACGUGCACGGUGCAGAAGUUGGCGCAUCAGAUCUACCAGUUCACGGACAAGGACAAGGACGGAGUCGCCCCCAGGAACAAGAUCAGCCCUCAGGGCUACGGCCGUCGACGCCGACGUUCACUGCCCGAGGCCGGCUUGGGUCGGACUCUAUUACAGCCUCCAGAGCCAAAGGCGCGAGGGGCCCCGGACUCCCGGGUGCAUCAAGUAUUUGCCACCCUCCUUAGGAUUUAGGCGCCUGGGCAGCAGCGAACAGUCGCGCAAGCCUCUCGCCGGCACCUCUCGGGCGGGAGGGCUUCCGCGAGCCGAGCCCCUCACUCAGCCCAUGGGCCGGGGCUGAGAACAGCCCCGAGAGACCGAGAGUCCAGGAGGCACCGUCCGGCAGCCAGCGAGCACUGGCUUUGCAGGAACGCGUCCUCCGCGGAGGAGAGACAGUGUUCUCUUCAUACUAAUUGGGGCCAGGUGCCCAGGGUGGGGAGGUGGGUGCAGAGGGAAUCCAAAGGAGCGUCGUCUGCCAGGCUCACGGAGAGGAGAAACUGCGAAAUAAAUGCUGAGACCCUCAGAGGCAAGGGUCUGAGCCACUACCGUGCCCGCCCACAAACUGAUUCCUGAUGGGGUGUCACCCCACCGGGGUGCAAGCCUCACUAUUACUUGAACUUUCCGAAACCUAGAGAGGAAAAGUGCAAUGAGUGUUGUAUAUACAGAGGUAAUUAUCAAUAUUUAAAUUUGUUGUCAAGAUUUUUUUGUAACUUCAAAUAUAGAGAUAUUUUUGUACGUUAUAUAUUGUAUUAAGGGCAUUUUAAAGCAAUUGUAUUGUUCCCCUCCCCUCUAUUUUAAUAAGUGAAUGUCUCAGCGAGAUGCAAGGUUGUUUGCUGCGUGGAAUGUGAGAGUGUGUGCGUGAAAGAGAUGAGUUACCUCUUGUGGAAGAAGAAAACACCAUGUCUGUAUAAUCUAUUUACAUAAAGUGGGUGAUUUAAGAAGUAGCAAACCAAUAAACUGUCUCAGUGCUGAUUCA